This is a messenger RNA of Spea bombifrons (plains spadefoot toad), 714 nucleotides long. RefSeq names its product SAYSVFN motif domain containing 1 (gene SAYSD1). NCBI's taxonomy places the organism in Eukaryota, Metazoa, Chordata, Amphibia, Anura, Pelobatidae. The record is from RefSeq and is a predicted model, not a curated record. The coding region runs from base 81 to 614 and encodes 177 amino acids. The transcript has 3 exons.
CUUUGAUUGGCCGUCAGUAAAACGCGUGCGGAAGCAGCUGGCGCUCCGUGGGAGAGUCAGAGGUCCGGCCGGCGCUUGGAAUGGAGCAGAAGUUGGCGGAAUAUCGAGCCAAAAAAGCAAAGAUCCAGAAGGAAGAUGAGAAGGGGGAGCCCAGCGGACCAAGCGAAAGGCGGUUCAUGCAAACCGUGAGAGAGAAAGUUCGGGGUUUGUAUGCGAGCCGGAGGACGACGGAGAAACCUCAAGAAGUAGAACCUGAGAUAGACAGUCGGAGAACCCAGGCUCAACAAAGAGGGUCCCCUGUUCCGGAAGAAGACGUAUCAGACGAUUCCUGUCGGCCCCCUCAGACCCCAGGGCGUAACGUCGUCUUACUGUUGAAGUUCCUCCUAUGGCUGGUGUUGCUGGGCCUUUUUGUGGAGCUUGAGUUUGGGCUGGCUUAUUUUAUCACUUCUAUGUUUUAUUGGCUGUACGAAGGAACUCGAGGACCCCGACAGAGAAAGAAAGGAGAGAAGAGCGCCUAUUCUGUAUUUAACCCGGGAUGUGAAGCCAUUCAGGGAACGCUGACUGCUGAACAGUUUGAGAGAGAGUUACAGUACAGACCGCUGGCUGGGAGAUAGGCCACUAGGCCACAAUCUAUAGACAAUUCACCUACACAUCAUCCCAUGCUCCACGGACAUGGAUAUUUUACAUAACACGCUAAUAUUUACUGUUAAAGAU